CUUUAAACUUCGCACAAAUGGACACCUGGCUCUGUACCGCGCGACUUCCUUUCGGGACCUCCCUACACUUCUUGUAGAGUCUCCCGCUAUCCCUGGUGAACACGUCUCCAUCAAGAUUCCUACAGGGAGGGAUUCUCGCUGAAAGAAGCCUUUGUUCCCGCCAGCUAGGCGGUACAGGAGGGUCACACAGCCGGGUUCGUGGCUCCUGCUGCUAUCGCUGCGUAAGCGGCUCCGGCAAUCCCCUUCUUCUAUUUCCACUCUCUCCUGCUUACGGUUUCUCGGUUUCUACACCGCUGAUUCGCUCCCGCACAACGGCAGCUCUUCCGUAGGUGGGCGUGAGGAACCUGUCAAUGCGGGACUGGGUUCCUCGUGCUUCGCCUGCGCACCCAAGCAUGCGUCGCUAGUGUGGCCACGAGGAUUGCUUCGUGAGCGAUUCGCGUCGGCAGUCACAGUUCUGUUAACCGUCCUUUUGAGGUCGCUGUGCUCCCCGAUACCGACAGGACGGACUUUGUGUCGAAAGCCGUGGAAUAUUGGGGGUUUCCCGAGUACGGGUGCUCCGCAGGGUGGCGUUUCCACCAGCUGAGGUCGCGUGACCGCUCUGAACACCAGGGGGAAAAAGUCGUACGCUGGAGCGUGUGCUGGUAGGCUUAGCGCACCGGGUGCAGAGUUUGUGUGUCUGCUCCCAGGAUCUUUUUCUCUCAAGAGCCCCGCAAGCGUGUAGUUGUCGCGGAGUUCAUCUCGUUUCUGCGUGGCGCUGUGUCCGUUCCGGCUGUGUGUAGAACUUUCUAGGCUGUGCGGCAUCGUAGAGUUUUAAAAAGCCCUUCCAGUUGUGAGGUACUCGGUGGAACAGGAGCGCAACUGCCGCAUCAAGCAGGAGUCUGUGCGUCGCGAAUGCCCACUUGCGGCGAUACACAGUGACCGCGUAGUUCGGCACGAAAUGAACCUGGCAAGCGGUCACGCGUGUGGCAUUUUCGAACGCGGUGAGAGCGUGCCAGCGUUUUGACCCUGUGUUCAGCGACCUGCCUCCAAGUUUGUGCCGGAAAUCAAAGGAGCUGCUUACUCGUCCGUAGUCUGUCCGCGGGGGCCGGGACGCGUUUCGUCCACUUCGUAGAUUGGGAAGAGACGAGGUGAAUACCAGCGAUAUAGGAGACAGAGGGGCAGAAAUUCGCAGGCCAGUUACCUUCCCACGUCGGAGCAGACGCUGCCGCGGGCAGCCGACACCCUUCGCGUCGAAAACAGGGAACAGAACCGUUCGUUUCGAUGAAUUUUUGAGAUGCACACGAUAGCAUAAACCGGAGCGGUCGGGUCACUCGGAGGGACGGAAUUUGGGAACCGACCCGCCGUCGGCAAGGGCGGGUGUUGGUGAGAAAGUGCGGCGUGCGGGAAAAGAGUGGUCGGGUCGCGGGCAAACUGCGUGGUGGAGCGUAGCUACACCAGUCGUUUCUUUGCGUCUCUGUCGCAGGAUCUUUUCUCCUACUGCCUUUCUUUUCGCGGGUUUUAAGCGUGCGAUUUUCAAUUGAAGUACCUCUGUCGUUCGAGCUUUCUGCGUGUCAGCUCCGCGAAUUCCUUUUCGCGUGACAGGAAAAGGGGAGCGAAGCGGACGAUAUCGAGGGUGUUCCUGCCGUCACAGCCGUUCUAGAGCAGGGUCGCAUGGAAACAGACCUGCUGACAGAUGGGGCAAGUGUGAGGCAUGUAUGUUGUUGGAAACACCGAUGAUCGACGGGCCGGGGCCGGUAUGAAAACGCACUGAGGGCGAACUACUUCGGAGACGCGUGUGUCGGUCUGUUUCUCUUCCAUUUCCGGAGAGGAACGCGGAAACGGCGGGUUCCGUGCGUAGCCUGCCUAAGGAAAGAGACACGCCAGCGUGUUCUGAUGGGCUGUCCUGGGUGUCGCGCGACGGAGGCUUUUCUCCGGAAGAGAACCAGAGACACAGAAAAUCGCGAGCUGUAGGCUACGUCGACAAUUCCCAGCCAAGGCUUCCAUUCCUGUAGGAAAUCCGUGACUUUUUGUUGUAUGCUGAUCUGGUUUUUUCGACUUUGUGAGUUUUUUGACGGACACGCCCGUCCAAAUCGUUGCGGUUUCUUCCAAACCCGCGUCCCUCGCCACGGUUUCCACUCACUGGCUUCCGUGGUUCUGCUGCUUACGUCUACCCGAAAACUCCCGGGUCGCGGGUUUCGUAGGAAAUAGUUUCGUUUUGGCGCCUGGGGAGGGCAGCAGCUUCUGGCGCGCGCGCGCGUGCUGGGCUGAAACGCGACGAAGUCCGCUGUGAGUGUUGCUGUUUCUCUUCUCUCGUCUGCUGUUUUGAAACCUGCAGCUCGUUUCGCCUCUCUGGCCAAGCAGGAGAAAGCAGGCUACGUGUUUCUGCAGUUUCUGGUUUCUGUUGAUCGCUCGUUGGCGCUUUGCUCCUGCACCGAGAGCACUGUCGCGACCCAGUUUCUGACGGCGGAGAGAGGUGCGCGCGCACCCUGCCUCUCGCCCCUCCCCCCGCUGUGAGCACUUUCGGUUCCAUGAAAAUCGCGAAGAAAACUGGGCGGGGGGUUUUGCGCGCACGUCAAGUGAAUUGUCGUAAGCGAAGCGAGGGCCUGCGUUCUUUUCCCAGUUCUUUUCGCUCUUUUCUUUGCCAGAAACGGUUGCUCAACCCCUCCCGCUGUCGGAAAAGGGGAGAAACUCCGUCGCUGCGCACGCCAGUUUUCGGCCCCGUUUCGAGUUUUUGGAAAGCGGGGUGUGCGACCCCGCGAAAAAUCAACUGAGAAGACCGGUUUUUCGGACCGCGAGGAAAAGUGCGGAGAACGUACUGACUCGGAAAAGCGAGCACUUCUCGUCUUGCGGAUUCGUGCGCAGAGGCACUUUUUUCCGCGCGUUUUUUCUCCUUCUCUGAUCUUUUUCGCGCUUCUGCUCCGAACCCGCGGCGGCACUCGCCGACCUAAAGUGCCAUCUUUGCUUUUUGCUCGAGACGCGACCGUCGAGAAGGCAAAUGUCUGAUUCCUCUGCGUUCUUUCCGUGUCGCGCUAGACGAGGGGAUCGGGAAAAUUCAAAGGACGACGCCCCUCUCUUCUUCCCAGCUCGCGCGCGUCGCACAAAUACGCGGGUGCAGCGCAGGAUUGAGUGUGCCCGCAAAGUGGGCUUUUUCGUUGCGGCGAAAGUUCCAGCGAACCUCUCUUGUUUUUCCUCACCACUUUGAAGUUCCCUCGUUUCAACCAAACGCCCCGCUCUUUUUUGCGCAAUUUUUGAAGCUGCCGGAUUCUUAAUCACUGGGAAGAAGAGGGAUUCCUCGUCUCACGGUCAGCGCUGACAAACUCUGGGUCCCGUCUCCAAAGUCUCGCUUCCAGUCCGUCUUUCGUUUCCGUCUCUUUUCUCGCAAGUUUCGAGUCGAAAACGUGGCUUCGGGGAUUCUAUUUUUUGCAUGUUCGUGGGAACUUUCGUGCGGUUCUCGCCCUCUCUGGAAACGCAGCCUUGCACGAUUCGAAUCUGGGCACUUGACUGAUACUUGUAUCCAAGAGCUUGACGAAAGAAACUGGGGGUUCUCCUGAUGCAUGUGGACGCGUGGGGAAGUGCUCUCUUUUGUGGCUGCCGACGGGGGAAUUGAUUCGUUUUCUCUGCGGAGAAGCGCCAGGUUCUGUUGUGCGUCGCCGCCAUCUCAGUCGUAAGAAACAUCAGAGAAGCCAGAGGCUUCUCUCACUGAAACAGGGGCUUGUCGCUGCUUUCCCGUCCGAUCUUCUGUGCCCUCUGCCCACGUUUUCCCUGCCUGACAAGCUCCAGCGUCUUCAACCGUCUUUGUAGGUCGACUCUCUUGGCAAGCCUUCCACGCUCAAGCUCCGGUCCGCGUUCACCGGGAGUCUGUCGACAUAGUCUGCGUGCGGAUGUAUAUACUCUGUAGAUGCGGGUGUUUGUCUCCCCGAGUUCUGAAGGCUGUGGAGAGAGACAGUCCGGCAAUCGUUGCUUGCGCCUCUGAUGUGCCGACCUCUCUCCGACUUUUCACCGUGUGGGGCUGAAAAGGAGAGUUCCCCAUUCCUUCCACUCUUGCAGCCAUCCUUUCAAUCGAAGGUGCGUCUCUGUUCUCCCCUCCCCUACACCCCGUGCUUUGCGUCCUUUCUCCCCUUCACAGCUAACCGUGUCUCACGGGCUCUCUGGCUUUCUUCGCGUUUUUUUGUUCCCCCUCUUCUCAUUUCACUCUCCCCUGCCUUCUUGUAGCGCGAGACCGUCUCCACGUCCUCCCCUCUUUGGCUGUCGUCGUUCUGUUCGACGUCGCCUGGGUCCGUUUUUGAGGAAAGCGGAGAUCGAGAGCGGACUUUCAGGGCACACAGAGUCUCUUAAAAGAGAAAAGGGUCUUUGAGACUCUCCACCCCGCCCUUGCUCGUUCCUCUGCCUCUCCUCUCCAUGGAGGCGAUGGCAGAACCUACGCCGCCGGCUCCCGGGGGCGAGAUGUUGCGAGACGCCGUGCGGAUGGAGACAUCGCUUCCAGAGAAGAGCGUGGGCGCGGACCUUUCUUCAGAGAGUGUGGCAAACACAGUAGAGGAGCGCGGAACGAGCCUCCCCGACCCCGCUGCGCAACUGCAAGACGCCGACUUGAGUUCUGGAGACCUCGCGGCCGACAGGUCCACGGAAAUCGCGCUGUCCACUCAGCUCCAGCUCGAGCAGCUCGACGCUCUGCAGCGCCAUGUGCAGAAGCAGCUGCUGGCCGGUGUCUCGAGUCUGGCGACAGAGUCCGAAAAGCUGCAGACCGGGGAAGUAGGGGCGCCAUUCGCGGGAGUCUCAGGAGACAGUGGAGACAGCGAGGAGGGGCGCGAGGCCCUCGCUUCAAAGACAGGCGAAGCGCCCGACGCCGCAGAGAAAGGCCCCGCCGCUGCGCACUUCAAGGCCAAGGGCUGGGGCAACGAUGCCGGUUUAGCCGCGUUGUCGGGCGGGACGACGGUUGAAGAGGAAGGCGAGAACUCGUCGUCUUCUCUCGGCUUCUCUGCGUCUUCUCCCGGCGGCCAGGGAAGCGGCGAGGACACAAGCGCACUGCUCCCCGCGACUAGCGCCGUAAAGCAAGGCACCCAGGACGACCUGCGGCUCCUCGUGCUCCAGGAGUCGAUGAUCAAAGGGACCCCUGGGGUCGCGCUGCCGACUCUGGAAGGCGCCGGUGGCCGCGUGACUCCGAGCGCGUCGGACCAAACUUUCUCGUCUAUUCAGUUUGCCGAGGAGGCGCAGAGCCCCCAGAAACCAACCACGCUCCCAGCGCUGCUGACGGCCGGGAAGCGCACCCGCCGGGGUCAGGCCGCUACCGGUUCCGACGCGGCAGAGGGCGAGGCGAAGGCGCUCGCGAGCCCGAGCGCGCUGCGCUUCUGUGGAGAGAAUCCCCAGUCUUCGCUGUCGACGCCACAGGACGUGGACGCCCACGGCCAGUCAACUGAGGCGACGCCCGCCUCCAGCGUGCAUGCAAGUGGCGAGCGGAAGGCGAAGCGCGAGGAGCCCGAGCCGAUGAAGACUCGACGCCUGGCGCGCGCGGCGGCGCAGGCAGCGGCGCUGGCAGCGGCUUCAAGCGGUGGCCAGGACGGAGCCGCGAGCGUGAAGGAUGGAAAGACAGACCUUUCCGUGUACUUGUCUCAAGAGGGCCUCGCCAGCCAAGUGGCUCUCGCGCAGUCGUCGUCGGGCCCGCUCGCAAACGUCGCGGGGGCCCAUCCGGGCCUGUACCUGGACGAGGCGUCGGCGCUCGCAGGCCUUGUCCCCGGAGUGGGGAAAGGCGGUGUGUCUGUCUCGACAGUGCCCGGCGCCGAGUGCCCACCGAUGAACGCGUCGCUGCUGCCAGUGGCCGCGGGUCUGGCGGGCCCCGGGACCCCGGGUGCUGCAGGCCCCCUGCUCGCGUCGACGCACCUCGCGCACCCUGUGUCGGGUCUCGCGGGGGUUGCAGGCCCACAGGGCGCAGGCCUCGGGGGGGUCUCGGGCCCGCAGGGAGGCUCUCCGGAGUUCGACCGUAACGACUUGCUGAUGAGGCCUGGGGUGAGCUACUACGGCGGCCGGCAGGCCUGGGUCGCGGAGAUCAAGUACGGGGGCAGGAGACGCUUCAAGGUCUUCAGCGUCGCCAAGUACGGCUACGAGGGUGCGAAACAGAUGGCCGUAGACACCCGCGAGCGAUGGGAAGAGGCCCGAGAAGCAGGCGAGCUCGACCAGCUGAUGAUGAGUUCGCAGCGACACCAGUGCCCUGUCCAGAGUGGAGUCAAGGGGGUCUACUACGACACCGCCCGAAAGGGCUGGAGAGUUGUUGUCACGCUGAACUGCAGACAGAUGAGCAAAUUCUUCCUCGCGAGCAAGUUCGGAAAUGCAGAGGCGAAACGUCUUGCCAUCGAAUGCCGACAAAUGUGGCUCGACGCGAUCCAGAACGGCCGCGCCGACGACGUCUUCGAGAAGGCCCGAAAACUCGUGUCUUUCAAAACCAAGGGUGUCAACGGCGCAGGAGCCGGUACAGACCGCAGCGGUGCAGGCGCGGGCGCAGGCCUGACACCCAACACCGCGGUAGGGACCGCCCCUGGCGUCUGUGCAGGCGCGACACCUCACGCGUCGGCACCAGGCAUGCUGGCUUCGCGGUUCGCAAACGGAGCCGCGGGCGCAUCCCCUCAGGGCGUCGGAGCGGCAGGCGAUCUGUCGCACUCGGCCCUGCUUGCGGGCGGGGCUGGAGCCCCGCUGCAGGGCCCGUCGCCGGCGGACUUGUUGAAUUCUUCGCUCUCGUCUUUGGGGAAGUUCGGGGCGCCCCAAGGGACGUUGGCGGAGGGGACCAGCAGCAGCUGUCUGUUUUCAACUGCGGGGACGCCGUCGCGGAAUCUGCGUGACGCGUCCAACGAGCUCCUCCUCGCAGCUGCGGCAGCCAACGCGUCGUCCGCGCACACAGGCACCGCCGCGCUUCUCUCGGGGCGUCCGGGUGGCGCCGUGGGCGCCGGCGCGGGCUCGAACGGCGGGGCCAGCGGCGAGGGGAGUGCCUCGCUAGCCGUAGCUGCCGCGGCUUUCCUGUCGCCCUCCGCACUCACGUCUGGGCCGAGGGGCGAGCGGGGAGACACCCCGGGGACUUGCGGGGCGAACCCGGCCGGGAACUCCCCGACCGAAGAGAACGCAACAGCGGGCCAGCAGACCGGCGCUGUGCUUCCAGCGGGGACGACGCCGGGGACGCGCCCGUCGCCGGGCUUCGGACUCGCGUCCUUCUCAGGAGCUGGUGGGGCACCGGGAGCCUGCGCAGAGACUGGUGCCACAGGGACAGGGGCGGCGGGGGACGCGGGGGCCGCGCUUCUCGCUGUGGCUAGCCAGCAGCGCUUCGACCCUAAACUUCUGCAACAACACCCGCUCGCGGAGCAGCAGCUCGUUCUACAGCAGUGGGGCGAGGCCGCCGCGGCUGUCGCUGGAGGCGUUGGGAUUCCUCAGACACUCUUCUCCUCUUCGGGCUGCGCCGAGGGUGAGAGCAACGCGAAUGGGACUAUGCGGGACCCUGUGGUCGCAGCGAAUCAGCAGCAGCUGCAGCUGCAACUCCUUCAAGAGCUGAACCGCGGGGCGUCUCUCCCACCUCUCCUGGACGUCCUCUGGGGGCCCUCCGUCGCGGGCACAGGCGCCGCGGCAGCCGCACCUGGAGACCGAGAGGCAGGCGCGACCCAGGGCGCCGAGGGCGCCUGCGGCGUGGGCGAGAACGGCGAGCUUGUCACGCUCCCGGCUGGGGCGACGCGGGAGGAGACGGCUGGCGGAACUCCGUCUUCGCUCCUGACCAUGGGCCUGGGGGGCCAGGAAGAAGGUGCUGCAGGCGAGGGCGCCGCGGGGCAGAACGGUUGCGGAAUCUCCGCGCCGGUUCUGUCGCUGCUUCUUCAGCAACAAGGCCUCCACCACCAACAGCUCGCGGCCGCAGCCGCGGCUGCGGCGCGGGGCUGCGCCCCGCCGCAGGGCCCGGGGACUGGAGCCCUGUGUGGAUUCAACCGCGACGGGAAUAUGGUGGUGUUGGGAAACCCGAUCGCGGGCACUCCGGGGUGUCUCCUUUCAGGGUCCGCGUCCGGGGACGGCACAACGAGCGCCGAGAAGCGCGGCGCGAAUCCGCUGGGAGGCGCACUCGGCAACGCCAUGGGCGCCGGCAUGGCCGGCCACCUCGCGGGCGAUACACUUCUUGGCGCGGGGGCCUCCCGACUUGGGAACGCCGCGACGCCGACGGGCGCCUCGGGCUCCAAGCGGCGCCGCACUCAGCAGGGAGGGGUUGGGCUCCAGGGUUCGAACGCUGGCCCUGGCAGCGGAGCGGGUGUGGGAUCGCGGAGACACCAGAGACAGGGGAAGGAUGCGUUGGUUGCUGGCGGCUUAGGAGGCGCAGGAAACACUGGCACCGGGGACUGCGCGGGCGCAAAGCCCGCCGGCGUGACUGGCUCCGAGAGCAGCACCUGCGACGUGAGGGGGGUCUAUCUAGACACGCGGAACAAUGCGUGGGCGGCAACCAUGGGGGUCCACGGACGCAACGUGAAGAAGAGUUUCGCUGUCGCGAAGCACGGCUACGAGACUGCGUUGCAGCUGGCGAUUCACGCGCGGAGGCAGCUGGAGCGAAUCUACUGGGGUUCCAGCCCCGGCGACGAGCAAGACGCUUCGCUGCUCGCAGCUGGGCGCGGAAACAACGCCGCGGCGGCCGGGGCAGCCCACGCGGCCCCCGCUGCGACGGGAGCCCUGCCCGCGUCGCUCGCGGCUCCGCACCAGGCGGCUCCAGCUGUGCCGCAGACACUGCUCCAUACCCAGCAGCCGCUGCAGUCCCUCCAGGGGCUCUGUUGGCCCGCGCCGGGUGGCAUCGCCCAGGGAGCGACGGGGGCCGCAGGCGCAUGUGCGAGGCCCGAAGAUGAGAUGACGGCGAGCAUGGCGGCGCUGAGGGGCGCGAUUCUGGACCCCGCUUCGCUGUCUCGGCUCUCAGGCGAGGAAGCGGCAAGCGCGGAAGCGGCUGCACGAACGGCCGUGGCCGCAGGGUCUCUUCUCUACGGCGCGCCGUUCGGCUCCUCGCUGCCUGCGGGCCUCGCCGCGACCCCAGUCGUAGCGACGCCGAGCGGCGCCGCGGAAGGGGCGACUGAGUUGUUGACCCCUGGCGGAGAUCCGAGGGGCGUAGUCGGGGCGGGUCGCGUCCGCACCGCAGGUGAGGAGACCCACGAGGGGACGGCGCGGCAGGCGGUCCCCGGUAUGCUGGGCGCGACUGGAGACAGUCUGCUGUCUCCGGGCCUAGGGAUGACUGCUGGCGCCUCCUCUGGGGUGCUGCCGGGAGGCCCCACACUCUUGGGCUCGGGGCUGGAGGGCCGCGAGGCGUCGCUGAACAUGGCGAAUCUCAUUGCGACAGCUUCGGCAGGGAACUCGCCCUCUGGUGGGUUGAUCGUGCGCGACGCUCUGGCGGCGCUGCUCCUUCAACUCGACCCUCAACAGCGGAUGGCCCUUCUGCAGGGCGACAUGAAUUCGCUCAACUCGCUGCAGACUGCCUUUCUGCAAAACUCGCAGUUCUUCGCACCGUCCUGUGCACCAGACGCGAACCAGCUCUUCGUAGGGGCGAACGCACCCGCGGGCACUGGGCCCUUGGGGGCGGCAGCCUCGGAGCGUUGUGCGCCGUCGCUCGUGCUCGGUGCCGAGGGGACAGCGAAUGUGGGGUGCGUCGGAGUCCCCGCGGGCCAGGCGAAGGAGACGAACGGGGCGGCGAGUCCCGAGAAAGAAGCAGAGGAGCACGGAGCUGCCGAGGGGAAGGUGGAGCGCGCCUUUACGUUUUCUGGAAAAGAAGAAGAGCUCAGGGCAAGCAAACAAGAAGAAACCGGGAAGGAAGAAGUGAGCGAAGCUGUCAACAUGUCUGGUCUGCGCACAUGCAACACAGUGAUGGCUCCCGACCUCGCAGGAGUGGAGGUGACGACUCAACAGACUGUUGAAGGGGGAGAAGCCGUGAACGGCAACAGCGUCGAAGCGAGAGAAGGCGCGAAAGAGGAACCUGAGCUAGAGAAGCCAGAGGAGAAUGCAGCGCCCAGUGAGGAGCAGUAGGACAUGAAUGUCUUCAGGCGGAUCGGUAGUUCCUGAGACGAAGAAUGGAGAGCGACGAGCGCCUCGUGGAUGCAUGCGUGGGUAUCGGUGUGUAGAUGCACGUUUGCCGAUGCAUGCGAGAAAACCAUGUAGAAGUCGUCGCGCAUUCGUCCUGGUUGAUUCCAUAAAAAUUCUGUGUCUUGGCAAACAACAGUUACAGUUCGGGGACGAACGCUCCCCUGCCGCUUCCGUGCAACGUUUCGAGAAGCAGAUGCACAGGAGAUCUGAAAUUCUGAUUCACGACCUGCUUUUCUCGGUGCCGCAGGGCGCACGCGCUCCUGCAGACAAAUGGAUGACACAUCGUGUAAAAACGCGGAAUCACAAGGUCUCUUCCGGAUAGACGAGAGGACCCAGAGGUGAACAUUUUGUAACAGUGGGCGCAACGCAGAGAGGAGCACUAGAGUGGCGGACUCUGGGGCGAGGGCUCAGCUGCGCGGCGUCGAUGAAUGGACAGCGUGACGUCUUUCGUCUUUUCAAAUGCUGGUCGCCUCGUUGGCUGCUCCCCGUUUGACGGUGAAGAUCUCUCCAACUCGAGGCACUUGUGUGACGGAAAAUGUCACACAAAGCGUUCCGUUUUUCUUCAUGUGCGCUGCAAACAUGGAUGCUCAAUUAUACAUGAAUGGAAGGGGUGAGUGCGAGAGAAGGCUGGGACUUGAGAGUCACGGAAAGACGACUGAACAAGAAACUCUUUCGUCUGUCGCAGAAAAACUGCACGGACGCAUCUUCACACAGACCACUUGACUUUUUUCUCUGUCGCAAGUUCCGUAAAGUGCAUGCGCGGCCUUCGCCAUGGAAAGUAGCAUCAUAGGGUGUCGUGGUUUGUGGUCUCUUUUCUUUCCCUGUGCUCUUCUCGUUGCGGCGGGGAACGUGGAAGAACAGGGACAGAUCGCUCCCUGUACACGGAGUGCGUAGGACUCGCGAUAGACGGCACAAGGAGCGUUUCCGGGGUCUUCUGUCGUCAGACGUAUGGACAGAGCCUUGAUACAAAGAGUUGAAGGAAAGUUCGGGAGGCGGAACGGGAGACAGGCAUUGUGGUUUCUUUCGCGGGCGUUAGGCACGGCUCUGAAUUCGUGGAAAAGACAGUGUCAUUUCCUGACUGCGAAGCCAUCGCAACAUGUCUCCUGUGUUCCUCAGCAUUUUUCGCUCCUGAAAGACGCCACAUGCGUCGCCAAGUGUGUUGCCCGCUGCUGACGAAUGUGACCUGAUGCUUGAUCGUCUGCGCGUCUCCGUUUUCCAUCUCUUCCUAUACCCUGUACAUGCGGGCGUGGUGCGAGUCGAAGUUCCCCGCCGCCUGAACUCGCUUUUCCCGUGGAAGAAUCCAAGUUUUUGCUGCGUCCUUUGCUGUGUUUUUUCUUGGGGGACGUUUGUCGACUGUCUCAAAAAAGACCAGAGUGUUUUUAAAGACGAGAUUCUGCGGGGGCUCCGUCAUUCCGUCGUUUGAACGGGACGUUUCCGGAAGUAGGGUCGCCCGCUUCCCAUUAUACUAACAGUGUCUGAGAGCUGAACGUUUAUAUACGUACGUGCCUGUCCUGUUGGCCGUGUUCUUAAACCGCGUCUUCCUCUAGGAAGAGUCGAUUUCGAUACUUUGUCUUGCCUUUUCCGCUGGCCCCGACAUGCGUAUUGCUUCGCUGAAGUGAAGGAGCGGAAAAGUGAAACAGCUCAUAAAAGGUGAAAGCUCAGGCGCCGUUUUUCCCCCUUUGGCAAACCGUCUCUGCCGUUGACGCCUUCCGAACGCAGUGGAAACAGUUCUUGUGGAUGGUUCUGUCGCGUCACGCGUUUGAACACUCUGCGUGGGCACCCCUAGUAGAUACUGCACAGAUGAGCACUGCGUACCUCUGCAGUCGCUGCCCACGUAGUCGGCGAAAUUUGCAUACCCACACGAGCCUAGGCUUCAGACAAAGUGCGAAGGAACCCAGAAAAGCGUUCUUGGGCGUAUUCUGCAAACAGCAGGCAGCGUACGAUUCUGGAGAUGUUGCUUCUCUGAAAAAAUGUGACUCAACGGAGGUCUUCAAGUGGGAGUCUCUGCACCUGUCUGCAAGAAGAAAGAGGCCGAACGGGAUUGCACGGCGAUAAUGCAGAGUCGGGGAAAUCAGGUGAAAGGUCCUUUCUCAUUCAAGAUCUGAAAGUACACACGGAGGUCAUCAUGAGAAACCGUCACCCAACCCCAAAACUCGCGCUGAUUCACAGGUGAUGUGUUUAGUUAAUCUUGUCAGUUACUAAGAGGAAAGCACUCGGGUUCAAUCGUAAAAACGUCGUCACCCCCGUGGUCUUCCCUGGGAGUCCCCCACCCGGAUACUAACCGGGCCUUGCGAUGCUUUCUACUUUGGAGCUCUGAAGGCAUCCGCUGUAUUCGGCACGGUGUGAUCGACAGCGAAGAUCGUUUACGUACAGUGAAUGCCUCGCUAAAUAAAAGACUUAUUGUGAUGCCUUCUUGUUCUGCCUUAAUCCUAUGCAUGUGGGUGUAGGCGGUAAACUCGUUCAACGCCCGGCAGCAGUCGCAAGCGCCCGCGACGUUCGUGUUUUUUUGUGUUGAGCAUCUCUUGGAUUCACAAGAUGGUAGUACCUUUUGCAGUUGACACUGGUUCCUCGCGAGAGUGACACUUCUUCGGUGAGGCGGUGACACAAAGACAAUCUUUACAAAAUGUUUUUGUACGCGGAUGUUCAUGCACGUGGUUCGUUUAUGCGGCGCAGUCGAAUAGGCAGCAAAGACACUCGACCAGUUACACAUGAACCCGUGAUUUCAAAUACCUUCUGGAACCGCAGGCCAGGCGACCAAAAACGAGCCCGAAUAAAGAGAGAAUAUCUACCAGUAAGAUCAAAAAUGGCUCUGUGCUUCGUGACACGUGGAAGGGAGCUGAAAGGCCGCUGGAAUGUGGUUUCGGGACAAGCUCAGCUUCCGUUUACUUCUCUCUGCGCUUGAUCACUUCCGCCCUCCCCCUUCGUCUACGUUAUCUAGACCGAUUUUGUCCCUGCUUUGCCUUGUUCAUCUCGAUGCACUCUCUUUCUCUCAAUCAUUCUCUGUUCUGUCCUUUUCCCUUCUCUUUCUGCCCACCUCUUUUUCUCCACGUUGCCUGUCUCCUCUCGCCGGCAGACCGGCUGUCUCCGUUCUCCGUUCCCCCCUCUCUCUCCGUGCUCUUUUCCAUGUUUGCACCGGGCGAAGAAGACUUCGAUCCGUGUAUUUCGCACAGAGUGUCACAGGAAGGAGACUAAGGAGGUGGCUAAGAUAACUGUACAGCAGACCUUCAAGAUCUCCGCCAGUAGUUGAACUCGUCGUACAUACUCUCUAGACAACAGCAGUUUUCAUGAACUUACGCAUCCCCUUUUGAAUAUGUGUCGGGGAUUUUGCGUGUUCACUUCCUCGGCUUAAAGGCCCUCGCUGCUGUGCGAGCCCAGUGAUCAGCGUCGAAGACAUCCUGCACAAAAACCGGCAAUUGACAGAAACAUCUGGAGAUUUUCA
This is a messenger RNA of Toxoplasma gondii ME49, 13483 nucleotides long. It is a transcript of the gene AP2X7, whose product is annotated as AP2 domain transcription factor AP2X-7. The transcript has a single exon. The coding region runs from base 4378 to 9987 and encodes 1869 amino acids. Gene Ontology annotation, molecular function: DNA-binding transcription factor activity. Gene Ontology annotation, biological process: regulation of DNA-templated transcription. The record is from RefSeq and is a predicted model, not a curated record. Lineage: Eukaryota; Apicomplexa; Conoidasida; Eucoccidiorida; Sarcocystidae.